This is a messenger RNA of Lipotes vexillifer (Yangtze River dolphin), 7083 nucleotides long. It is a transcript of the gene NLRC5, whose product is annotated as NLR family CARD domain containing 5. The transcript is spliced from 55 exons. Gene Ontology annotation, biological process: positive regulation of MHC class II biosynthetic process; positive regulation of transcription by RNA polymerase II; positive regulation of MHC class I biosynthetic process. The record is from RefSeq and is a predicted model, not a curated record. Gene Ontology annotation, molecular function: protein binding. Bases 1 to 7083 code for a protein of 2360 amino acids. Lineage: Eukaryota; Metazoa; Chordata; Mammalia; Artiodactyla; Lipotidae.
AUGGCGAUGCUGAAUGCCACCGUUACCUCUUGGGAGGAAAGCACCAGCCGCCAGCAGCUGGAAGUCCAGAUCAGCCACCUGUCUGUCGCCAGCAGCCAGGUAGAGUUGGUGGAAGACAAGUCCACCAAUGUCUCCAUUCAGAAUGAGCCUGUGAUCUUCAAGGGGACCCUGGGGUGGACCAAGCAGCUGUUCACAGACUUCAUCUCCUUCACCCUGAAGCUGGUCCUAAGAGGACAGCACUGCCACCCCCACGUGGCCCUGCCCCUCUUCUGGUCUCCUUUCCAGCCUGGUGAGCCGCCUGCCCUGUACGCCCCAGAUCUGCGAAGAGAUCUGCAUCAUCUCCAGCAUCAUAGCCAACUUAGUCCAGACAAGGGCUGCUUCCCCGCCAACCAGGCCCAGGUGACUGUCUACAGCCUCAAUAUGUCCAAGCUCUACUGUCAGAACAAGGGUAUCAUGGUGGCUGAGCUCCAAGAGGCGCAGGACGCUGGCCCUGCAGGAGGGCGUGUGCUGCCCCCGCCCAUCCCGCGCUCGCGCCGGGGCACUGAGAACCCACGUGAUUUCCCGGCAGAGGCAGCCGGCUCCCUGCACCCGUCGCCAGGCUGCUCUCCGCGCCUACUUUCAGUUUCGUGCUCAGCACGGCGCAGCCGGGAGCGCAGCCGGGAGCGCAGCCGGGAGCGCAGCCGGGAGCGCAGCCGGGCCGGGCUGCUCACGGACCCCGUCAGCCUCCAGCUGGGCACCGAGAACCUGUGCGGAUGUCUCGUGAGGCUGCUCAGCAAAGACCCAGAAUGGCUGAGUGCCAAGGUGAAGUUCUUCCUCCCCAGCAUGGACCUGGGCUCCGGGGACCAGUCCCCAGACCCCACACAGAGGGUCAUGCAACAACUCAGCAAACUGCACACCCAGGGUCAGAGCACCUGGCAGGAGUUCAUCCACUGCGUGUGCAUGGAGCUGGACGUACCACUGGAGCUGGAGGUGCCGUUGCUGAGCAUUUGGGGCCACAGAGACGGCUCCCCCAGGCAGCUGGACGUUGGCGAGGAAAGCCGACCAGACUCUCAGCUCCACCCUGACCUCAAGCGGCCUCAUCAGAGCUGUGGGUCCUCACCUCGCCCAAAGCAGUUCAAGAAGCAGCAGCAAGAGCUGGCCAAGAGGUAUCUGCAGCUGCUUAGAACUUCUGCCCGGCAGCGCUAUACCGACAGGACCCCCAGGCCAGGGCAGCCGCUUGCCUUCCCCCAAGUCUACAUCCCUCCAAUCUUGCAAUGGAGCCGGGCCUCAGCACCCUUCGACGCUCAGGAGGGGGCCAUUACAGGGGACCCCAAGGCAGAAGAUGGCACCGACGUGAACAUCCGGGACCUCUUCAAUACCAAGGCCAGCAGGGGCCCAAGAGUGACGGUGCUUCUGGGGAAGGCGGGCAUGGGCAAGACCACGCUGGCCCACCGGCUCUGCCAGAAGUGGGCUGAUGGUCAGCUGGACCGCUUCCAGGCCCUGUUCCUUUUCGAAUUCCGCCAGCUCAACGUGAUCACAGGUUUCUUGACGCUACGCCAGCUCCUUUUUGAUCUGUACCUGAGGCCUGAGGCUGGCCCCGAGGCCGUCUUCCAGUACCUGCAGGAGAAUGCUAGUGGAACCCUGCUGAUCUUUGAUGGGCUGGACGAGGUCUUCCACCCCUGCCCCAGCAAGGAGACUGCAGGCCCUGAGGGCCCAGCGUCAGCGCUCACCCUCUUCUCCCGCCUCUGCCGCGGGGCCCUCCUGCCUGGCUGCUGGGUAAUGGCCACCUCCCGUCCAGGGAAGCUGCCCGCCUGCCUGCCCACCGAGGUGGCCACGGUCCACAUGUGGGGCUUUGACGGACCGCGGGUGGAGGAGUACGUGAGCCGCUUCUUCAGCGACCAGCCAUCCCAGGAGGCAGCCCUAGCGGAGCUGCGGGCAAACAGACGUCUCUGGAGCAUGUGUGCCGUGCCCGCUCUGUGCCGAGUCGCCUGCCUCUGCCUCUACCAUCUGCUCCCGGGCAGCUCUCCAGGCCAGUCUGCGGCCCUCCUGCCCACCAUGACCCAGAACUACGUGCAGAUGGUGCUAACCCUCAGCCCCCAAGGGUUCCUGCCUGCCGAGUCCCUGCUGGGUCUCGGGGAGGUGGCCCUACAGGGCCUGGAGACAGGGAAGGUCGUCUUCUCUGCAGAUGACAUCCCUCCACCCGUGAUGGACUUCGGGGCUGCCCUCGGCCUGAUGACCUCCUUCUGUGUGUGCACGGGGCCCGGGCACCAGGAGACAGGCUAUGCCUUCACCCACCUAAGCCUGCAGGAGUUUUUUGCUGCCCUGCACCUGAUGGCCAGCCCCCAGGUGGACAAAGAUACACUCUCCCAACAUGUCACCCUCACUUCUCGCUGGGUGCAGCGAAGCAAAGCUAGACUGGGCCUCUUAGACCACCUCCCCACCUUUCUGGCGGGCCUGGCGUCCUGUGCCUGCCGCCCCUUCCUCAGCCUCCUGGCACAGCGGGACGAGGCCUGGGUGGGUACCAAGCAGGCAGCAGUGGUGCAAGCACUGAGGAAGUUGGCCACCCGCAGGCUCACGGGACCAAAGGUUGUAGAGCUGUGUCACUGUGUGGGUGAGACACAGGUGCCUGAGCUGGCUGGCUUCACAGCCCAGAGCCUCCCCCAUCAAAUGCCCUUCCACAACUUCCUGCUGACCUACGCCGACCUGGCUGCCCUGACCAACAUCCUAGGGCACAGGGAUGACCCCAUCCACCUGGAUUUUGAGGGCUGCCCCCUGGAGCCCCGCUGCCCUGAAGCCCUGGCCGGCUGUGGGCAGGUAGAGAAUCUCAGCUUUAAGAGCAGGAGGUGUGGGGACGCCUUUGCCGAAGCCCUCUCCAGGUGCUUGCCGACAAUGGGGAAACUGAAGAAGCUGGGGUUAGCGGGAAGUAAGAUCACUGCUCAAGGCAUCAGCCACCUGGUGCAGGCUUUGCCCCUCUGUCCACAGCUGGAAGAGAUCAGUUUUCGGGACAACCAGCUCAAGGACUGGGAGGUGCUGAGCGUUGUGGAGGUACUGCCUUGCCUGCCGCGGCUCCAGAAGCUUGACCUGAGCCUCAGCAAUGUCUCCGUGUCAACCCUCCUCUCCUUGACGAAUGUGGCGGUCACGUGCCCCACCGUCAGGAUGCUGCAGGUCAGGAAGGCGGACCUCAUCUUCCUUCUCUCCCCACCCACAGAGACGGCUACAGAGCUACAAGGAGACCCGGACCUACGGGGCAAUGCCAACCAGAGGAAAGAGGCUCAGAGGAGAAGCCUGGCCCUCAGGCUCCAGAAGUGUCAGCUCGGGGUCCAUGAUGUGGAAGUGCUCAUAGCCCAGCUCCGGGAAGGUCCACACCUGGAUGAAGUGGACCUCUCAGGGAACCAGCUGGAAGAUGAAGGCUGUCAACUGAUGGCGGAGGCUGCACCCCAGCUGCACAUCGCCAGGAAGCUGGACCUCAGCAGCAAUGGGCUUUCUCUGGCUGGGGUGUGCCGCGUGCUGAGUGCAGUGAGCACGUGCCGGACCCUGGCAGAGUUACACGUCAGCCUGCUGCACAAAACUGUGGUCCUCAAGUUUGCCCCAGAGCCGGAGGAGCAGGAGGUGACCCAGAAAAGGCUGACGCACUGUGCAUUGCAAGCCCAGCACCUAGAGCACCUCUGCAAAGCACUGGGAGGAAGUUGCUGCCGCUGUCACCUCGACUUAUCAGGCAAUGCUCUCGGGGACAAAGGUGCGGCCCUGCUGGCUCAGCUGCUUCCAGGGAUGGGCGCUCUGCAGUCCUUGAACCUCAGUGAGAACGGUUUGUCCCUGGAUGCUGUGUUCAGUUUGACCCAGUGCUUCUCUACUCUGCCGUGGCUUCUGCACUUGGACUUCAGCUCUGAGAGCCAACACGUCAUCCUGAGAGGUGAUGGAAGAGACAGGGAUCUGUUGGCUGCUGGGUCUUUGCCAGAGUUCCAAGCUGGAGCCCAGUUCUUGGGGUUCGGUCAGCGCCGCACCUCCAGGAGCUUCUGCCUCAGGGAAUGUCAGCUGGAGCCCUUGAGCCUCUCCCGCCUCUGUGAGACUCUGGAGAAGUGCCCGGGGCCUCUGGAAGUCAAACUGUCCUGCAAGGUCCUGAGUGACCAGAGCCUGGAGACCCUGCUGCACCACCUACCCCGGCUCCCUGAGCUAAGCCUGCUGCAGCUGACCCAGAUGGAACUGUCCCCAAGGAGCCCCCUCCUGCUGGCUGACAUCUUCAGCCUGUGCCCACGGGUUCAGAAGGUGGAUCUCAGGUCCCUGCAUCACGCGACCCUGCACUUCAGGUCUAGCGAGGAGCAGGAAGGCGGGUGCUGUGGCAGAUUCACAGGCUGCGGUCUCAGCCAGGAGCACGUGGAGCCGCUCUGCUGGUUGCUGAGCAAGUGUGAAGACCUCAGCCAGCUGGACCUCUCAGCAAACCUGCUGGGUGAUGCCGGGCUCAGGUGCCUCCUGGAAUGUCUCCCUCAGGUGCCCAUCUCCGGUUCACUUGAUCUAAGUCACAACGGUAUCUCUCAGGAAAGUGUCCUGUGCCUGGUGGAGACUCUCCCCUCCUGCCCACGUGUCCGGGAGGCCUCAGUGAACCUGGGCUCCAAGCAGAGCUUCUGGAUUCACUUCUCCCGACAGGAGGAGGCUAGGAAGACACUGAGGCUCAGCGAGUGCAGCUUCGGGCCAGAGCAGGUGCCCAGACUGACCACUGGCCUGAGCCAGGCCCUGUGGCUGACGGAGCUCACGUUGACCCAGUGCCUCCUGGGCCUGGAGCAGCUAACUAUCCUCCUGGGUCUGCUAAAGUGGCCGGCAGGGCUUCUCACUCUCAGGGUGGAGGAGCCGUGGGUGGGCAAAGCCGGGGUGCUCAUGCUGCUAGAAGUCUGUGCCCAAGCCUCAGGCAACGUCACUGAAAUAAGCAUCUCCGAGACCCAGCAGCAGCUCUGUAUCCAGCUGGAAUUUCCCCAUCAGGAGAACCCAGAAGCCAUGGCCUUCAGGCUGACUCACUGUGACCUUGGGACCCACCACAGCCUUCUUGCCAGGCAGCUGAUGGAGACCUGCGCCCGGCUGCGGCAGCUCAGCUUGUCCCAGGUGAACCUCUGCGAAGCCAGUGCUCUGCUGCUACAAAGCCUCCUGCUGUCCCUCUCUGAGCUGAAGAACUUCCGGCUGACCUCCAGCUGUGUGAGCUCCAGUGCGCUAGCCCACCUGACAUCUGGUCUAAGCCACUGUCACCACCUGGAGGAGCUGGACUUGUCUAACAAUCAACUUGGCGAGGAGGGUACCAAGGUGCUGACGGGGGCCCUUGAGGGCAAGUGCUGGCUGAAGAGACUUGACCUCAGCCACCUCCCACUGGGCGGCUCUACCCUGGCUGCACUCACUCAAGGACUAAGCCACAUGACCCUCCUGCAGAGCCUCCGUCUGAGCAGGAGUGAUAUCGGUGACGUCGGCUGCUGCCACCUUUCGAAGGCUCUCAGAGCUGCCACCAGCUUGGAGGAGCUAGGCUUGAGCCACAACCAGAUUGGAGACACCGGUGCCCAGAACUUAGCUGCUGUCCUGCCGGGACUGCCUGAGCUCAGGAGGAUAGACCUCUCGGCGAAUGGCAUCGGCCCGGCAGGGGGAGCGCGGUUGGCGGAGUGUCUCCCGCUUUGUAGGCGCCUAGAGGAGCUGAUGCUCGGCUGCAACACCCUGGGAGACCCCACAGCCCUGGGGCUGGCCAGGGGGCUGCCCCGGCACCUGAGGGUCCUGCACCUGCCAUCCAGUCAUCUUGGCCCAGAGGGAGCACUGAGCCUGGGCCAGGCCCUGGAUGGAUGCCCACACAUGGAAGAGAUCAGCUUGGCAGUGAACAACCUGGCCGGAGGGGUCCCACAUUUCCGUCUGGGGCUCCCACUGCUCCGGCAGAUCGACCUGGUGUCGUGUGAGAUUGACAACCAGACUGCCAAGCCCCUCACUGCCAGCUUUGUGCUCUGUCCCGCCCUGGAAGAAAUCAUGCUGUCCUGGAAUCUGCUCGGGGAUGAGGCAGCUGCUGAACUGGCCCGGGUCCUGCCGCAGAUGGGCCGGCUGAAGAGAAUGGAUCUGGAGAAGAAUCGGAUCACAGCUUAUGGAGCCUGGCUUCUGGCUGAAGGGCUGGCGCAGGGGUCUGGCAUCCAAGUCAUUCGCCUCUGGAAUAACCCCAUCCCCCCGGACAUGGCCCAGCGUCUGCAGAGCCAGGAGCCCAGGCUGGACUUUGCUUUCUUCGACAACCAGCCACAGGAUCCCGCGUCGGCAGCCCUGAGCGCACAGUGCGGGCAACUCGGAGGUGCCAGCGGCUCGGGCGAGGCCAGCCUGGGGGGAGUGCGAACCAGCUGCGUUACGAUCCGCGGAAUCCUAGCCUGGAACGUUCAGAUCCUCGGAUCCCGGCCUCGAACGUUCGGACACUCGGAUCCUGGCCUCGAACAUUCGGGGCCCCGAGGCACUGACAACCCGGAGUGCCUGGGCGCGCCAGCCGCGGGCGGCGGGCGGGCAGGGUAUCGUCCCCGCUCCGCCCGUGGGAGCGCUCGCCCCUCCAGGAAGCGCCCGCCUCGCCUCCCACUUCCCGCCCCACGCCCGCCCCCGCCCUCGGCCGAGGGAGGAGCCCGAGCAGCAGCCGCCGCCACUGCCCGCCGGGCCGGGGAGGAGGACUGGACCUCGAGCAGCUGCGAGCGCACGCGAGCUGGCCAUGGCCGCGGGGGCAGCGCCCUGAGCCUGUCCCGCGCCCGCGGGCCCAGCCGAGCAGGGGAGCUCCCGGGGAUGCCCCGGUGGCCCGGAGUGCGGGGAGCGGCAGCCGCGCGCUCCGACCCGGCCACGCGGGGGCGCUCCGUCUUCGCCCCGACCGCGGGGGAACAGAGGGCAGGGCGCCGAGAGGGGACGGUGGCUCCGCCCGGGGUCCGAGCCCAGCGGUUUAGGGACCCUCCUACCUCCCCGGAGGCGCCUGGGGGCGUCAGGAAGGUGGAGCCCCGCCACCAUCACAGCUGCGGAAGUGCUGAGUUCGGCCUGGCUCCGGGCAGGCGCGGGGCCCGCUCCUCGCCCCCCGUGCCCUGCUCCCAGCCCCCCAACCCCCCUCCGUCCCCGGCCCCAGAGAGCUGCUAG